This is a messenger RNA of Carica papaya (papaya), 1117 nucleotides long. Lineage: Eukaryota; Viridiplantae; Streptophyta; Magnoliopsida; Brassicales; Caricaceae. The record is from RefSeq and is a predicted model, not a curated record.
UCUCCCUACGGUUACGAAUUUCUGUCUGCGCGAGGGAGGAGGAUAAGAGAGAGCGCGCUCUGCAACACCAAAAGGAGAACAAAGAAGAAAAAUGGAGGAUAUGAAGAAGAGGAAGAUGGAGGAGAUGGGAGAUGCUCAAACUUCGACGCAGGAACAAUUACGUACUUUGCUCGAUCCUCUCGCUAAACCUCAGCUCGUUGAUCUCCUCUCCAGACUAGGGUCCCAAUAUCCUUCAAUUGCAGAAGAAAUUAAAAGUCUUGCCAGUGCAGAUCCUGUACAUCGAAAGCUUUUUGUUCGUGGCCUAGCCUGGAAUACCACUUCAGAAACCUUGUGUGCUGCAUUUCAAGUUCAUGGUGAAAUCGAAGAAGGGGCUGUGAUUUAUGACAAGGCAACUGGGAAGUCACGUGGAUAUGGUUUCAUCACCUAUAAACAUAUGGAGUCAACUCAGAAUGCAUUGAGUGCGCCAAGCAAAUUAAUUGAUGGCCGAAUGGCUGUUUGUAAUCUAGCUUGCGAGGGAUUGACGGGGGCAAGCACUACCCUUGAUCUUGCUCAAAGAAAACUCUAUAUUGGAGGCUUAUCACCUGAUGUCACAAGUGAAGCUCUACUUUCUUUUUUUGGUAGACAUGGUGAGAUUGAGGAAGGUUCAGUUGCAUACGACAAGGAUACAAAUGAAUCACGUGGAUUUGGCUUUGUUACGUACAAAACAGUUGAAGCUGCAAAGAAGGCCAUAGAUGAUCCACAAAAACUACUCGGUGGUAGGAGCAUCAUUGUGAAACUUGCCGAUACUCACAAGGGAAAACCGGUACAAACACAGUUGCCUCCAUCAGCAAUUGUUCCUUUACCUGUACCUUUGGCAGCUGGAUAUUCACAGCCUGGAAAAAUACAUUCCGGCACUGUCCCUGUUGGGUACACGUACCCUCAAAGCAUAGCGUCAUAUCCUCCAGCCUUUUAUCCAAGUUUUCCGGCCCCAUAUGCAGCACAACCUCAACUUUCUUACGCCCCAGUUGCUGCUGGAAAGGAUCCUGUUGGACUCCCAGCUCCUACACCUGGAAAUGUAAUUGUACUAAAGAAUUUUAUAAAGCGUGACCCGAAGAAUACACUAGUGCACGGUGCAUAA